AAACUAUUUCCUGUUUGCAGGUUUUUGCUGUUUAUGAAGCAGGUCAUCCACAGGUGUUAGCAAUAAAGCUAAGACAUCAUCUAUUGAAUCUUCAUAGCCAUUUAGUAGGACCACUAGACUUGACGACAGGGUAGGAUGGAUGGGGAAGUCCACCUCUAUUUGGCUCUGUUUGCCCACACCCCAGAGAAAACAGGAAAUGAGGGGGACGAGCCAGAAUAUAUAAGUAUUGAGGUAGGAGACAUCCUCGAGGUGAAGGGUCCACUUCCAGCUACCACUGACACCUGGAUGAAAGGACAUAACAAAAAUAAAGGCACCACUGGAUUCUUCCCUGGAAACUUUGUGGAAUAUGUAGGUCCUGCACCGAAAGUAGAACCACCUGCAUUACCAGAAGUUCCCAAGGUGCCUCAUCGACUGGUAGAGUGUUACUUCGUGAGACCAGUCCUCUGCGCCUUCUGUAAAGAAUAUAUCUGGGGAACAGGAAAAGUUGGCAAACGAUGUGAAGGUUGCAAAAAGUGCUGUCACAUAAAAUGUUGGAAAGUGUAUUCUGGCAGUCACUGUAAGCGGGAUAAAAAUGGCAUCGUGCCCCAAACACAAGAUAAAGAAGUGCCCCUGAAAGAUUGGAAUGUCAGUGAUGUUGUCGACUGGAUGGCUGCAGUGAACAUCUAUCGUUAUGCUCAACUCUUCAGGGACCGCAAUAUAAAUGGUAUUAUGUUGGAAGACAUGGAUGAGGACAAACUUCAAGAAAUGGGAAUCAAGGAUAGCUUUCAUAAGAAAUCUAUCAUGGUGGCUAUUGAUGAACUCUGUGGACGUGAACCAGAACCAAGCAAUGGACCCGUCUAUCCCUCCGACCCCAUGGAAGCCGCAAGCUGUGGAGCAUCGUCAGAGCAUCGGUUUGCAGAAUACAGCUUCUCAUCAAUGCAAAGAUGUCAUCUUUGCGACAAGUUUCUUUAUGGACUUGUGCGCCAAGGACUUCAAUGCCGGGAGUGUGGCAUGUGCUCUCAUCGCUACUGCUCAUCAUCUAGAACGUCAGAAUGUAACGUGCCAAAGAUAGACCGCUUGAGAAGACCCAGUUUCACACAAAAUUCAUCAUUUGGGGCCGAAUUAGGCGAGGAAGUAAGCAAGGGCCAUUUAGAGGCUCCGUGGAUAAUUGUCAAGUGUACAGAGGUCAUUGAGAAGUGGUGUGUGGACCACAAAUCAGAAGCCUUGAGUGUGUACAGAAUUUUUGCUAAGACUGAGGAAAUCAAUGAAAUCAAGGCCGAGCUGAACCUAGUGAAUGAUCCAACACAAGUGAAUCUAGCUCCUUUCAAUGUGCACUGUGUGGCUGGUGCACUGAAAAAGUACCUCCGCGAGCUUCCCAACCCAGUUAUCCCUGUCGACAUGUACGAUGCAUUCAUGGCCGUCGCACAGCAGGGCGAGCAUGGAUCACUGGACAUUACCAAGAAUUUGGUGGAACUGAUCACAGCUCUGCCUGGUCCUCAUCAGUCAACGCUGCGCUUUUUGAUGGCACACUUCAUCAGGUUAUGGAAGAUCCAGCAUGAGUCAGAGGUGGAUGAUGGUCUUGACAAACUGUCCCAUGUGUUCUGUCAUAUUCUGCUACGCCCUCCCUGGGAAAAAAUCAUUGAGAUAGUUGAUAACACCAAAUACCAUAUAGACAUCUUCGAGGAGCUACUGAAGAACGGAAGUUGGGGGGAGGCCCCUCCUCCUGCCCCGCCCACCAGACCACCUCGACCACAGUCUCCUAUCAUCUCCUCCGAACAUCUCUCCGCCAUGUCUGCCGAGGAACGAUUAAAAGAAGCAGAAUGGUACUGGGGCAAUCUGUCCCGAGAGGAAGUGAAUGAACUAUUAAGAGACAAACCGGAUGGAACAUUUUUGGUGCGCGAUUCAGCUACACAAGGAGAUUACACAUUAACAAUACGAAAAGGUGGCACUAAUAAGCUUAUUAAAAUUUACCACAGUUCUGACGGCAAGUUUGGCUUUGUGGAACCAUUAACUUUUAAUUCUGUUGUGGAACUUAUACAGCACUACAGUAAUAUUUCAUUGUCCAUCUACAAUCGGACACUAGACACCAAGCUUCUCUACCCUGUGUCCAAGAACAAGGCAGCGGAGUUAGAUACUGACAGCCUUAAGGAAGAGUGCAAGAAACUACAAAGAAUAAAUGCAGAAUAUCUAACUAAGAUGCACGAGUAUGAUACUCACUACGAGGAACACUCCAAACUAUCUCAGGAACUCCAGCUCAAACACCAGGCAUUGGACGCCUUCAAGGAAACUGUCGCUGUGUUCGAGGAACAGAUGGAACUCCACCGCAAGCAUCAACGAGACGUAUCACUACACGAUAUUCAAAAGUUACACGAAAAUUAUGAGUUGUUGAAGAGUAGGUGUCAAAGUAUUUAUGAGAGUAAAGAGAAAUUGGAAAUGGAAAUUAAUCGAAAAACAACACUUAAUAGAACACUUAUAGGUGAUAUGAACAGUUUAAGACCAGAAAUCAAACGACUUCACAAACAGAGAGAGCAAGUGAAGAAGUUCCUUCUGGACCAAGGAGAACAGCCCGAUUCUAUAGAUGCCAUUCUGUUGGAAAAUGACAGGGACCCUCUAUUAAAUGAGAAGAACUGGUUUGUCAACUGUGUCCGUGAACAAGCUGAGCGUCUCCUCGCUGGAACAAAAGAUGGAACAUUCCUGAUUCGACCAAAGGAUCAUGUCCAUGUCUUGUCAAUAAUGUGCAAUGGAAAAGUUGGUCACUGUAUCAUUGGUAACAAUGAAGGGCGCUUUGGAUUCUCUGAAGGUUUUUACAAAUUUGACGACGUCAAAGACCUCGUCUUACACUAUCAUAGAGAGUCGCUAAAGGAACAUAAUGGAGAACUGGACACUAAACUUAUUUACCCUGUGCACUGUCAAACGACUGGAGCUCAGGGUCAAGGCCCCUCAGACAUAUACCUCAAAAUGCGACCAACGACAUCUUAGUGCAUGUAUAUGUAUUGAAAUUAUCGACAGUAUUCAAGGCAACUGUGAUUCCUCUCUUCAGUACUGAUACAUAUGUGACAGAGGUUAUGGCAUAAUGUUAAACGAAAGCAGCUGCAUGAAGUGGAAGCUGAGAGCAAGAAGGCUGUGGCAACCACAAACUAGCCACUGUAAAAUGUGCUGUUUCUCUUUCAUAGCAGAUGUAAACAGUAACUGCUGGUAUCCCAUAGUAAAACAUAAGUACUAGUUUUUAUGUGCUACCCACUAGAAAACGUCUUUCAAAUCUGGUGCACAGUUGGUCAUAUGACCAGGGACGCUUUGUUUCAUUGGAUCAAGUCUACAAGACCUUUGAAUUGCAGUUGAGUCAAACUGUAUUUUGAUUGGUCAAAUGAUUAUUAUAUAUUUUAUGUUUUUUGUCGGAUGUGUGAACAAAUUUGUGACUGUGUUACAACUUGUGGAUGAUAUAUACCAAAGGGUAUGAAAAAUGGCAGACAUGUUUGCAAAUGGAAAUUAUAAAUCUGUGAUUGUGACAUGCCAAGUGCUAUAUAUAGAACAUGAAAUGCAUGUUUAAGAUUUCAAAGUCAUUUUCCUUCUGAUAUUUUUUUGCGGAAGAAAAAGAAAUUGUAGGACAUGUACAAUGAUCAUGGUUAUAUAAAUUGCAUGUGUAGAAUAUGUGGAUUUUUUUUGUGAGAGCUUGUUGUUUUAUGAAAACUAAGUUUCUUCAGUAUGAAUGAUGAUAGUUAGGUUUAUUAAGAGUCUCUCUUCUCACUCAUGAUCAGUGAUGUGUUGUUGUUUUAUUCUGUUGCUGAUAAGGCUUAUACUGCAAUCAAAUUGUUACUCUGAGCAUGAAAAUAAAUUAAAUGGCAUUUGUGUGCAUUAUCACUGUUCAACUACAGAAAUAUGUUGAUCUAUUCAUUAAGACUUGUGUUCGAUUAGUAAAACUGUAAAUAUAUACGCUCUUGAUCAAUUGGUCAAAAAAACACACAGUGCUCUGAUGUAAGACGAGAAAGAGUGGGUGAGAAAGGACCAUCGCAUUACCAUGUUGUCAUACAACUUCAUUACCCAUCAUUGUGUUUACCUGUGCUUGAAAAUAUUUCCAAGUAAUUGAAGACAUUAAGACUGGUGCUAUAUAUGUAAGUGAAAAAGUUUGAUUGAUAAAGCACCAGGUGUUACAGAUGAGAGUAUCUAAUGUGUAGGUAAUAAUUACACAAAUCAGUGCUUUUUGCAGAAUGUUAUUCUUAGAUAAAUCCAGUGUUUAAUGAUAAUUUCUACAGAGUACCUAGUGCAAACUGAGAGGAUAGCAAACCUACCAGUACAACAGUUCCCACCAGAUCUGUGUGUACGUAUUUCUCCAGCAGCCUCCAGGCACAACCUGCACUCAACCAUGCGGAGAGACAGAGAGAUAACUUGUCUAAGAUUUCUGUGCAUAAUUUUAUACUGAUUCUUGCUACCUAGUAUUACUCUGGCAAUUUUAGAAGUGCACUUAGCCACAAACUUUAUAAAUAACCAGCUUAAGACAUAUCCUGUGCAGCCCUUUCAGCAUUAGAUUACCUUGUGCUAUUGUGUCUAUAUUUAUAUAAUGUUUCAGACAAAUAUAUUUCAAAAAGCGCCCCUAUGGCCUCAAUUUUUCAAAGGUUAAAGUUUCAAAAGAAAUUUUCUCAUGUUCAUUAAAUAUGGAUUUAUUCAAAUAUUUUUAUUUUUAUCUUCCUGUUAUGGAAAAAUGAAUACUUAAAAGCAUGUUUAUGACAUUUACAGGGCAAAUAUUAUUUAUGUGUGUAAUUUUGAAAAUCUAUAUCAGAGAUUAGUAAAACCAUUAGAUGGUUUUCAUUUAAUAUAAUAUUUUUUGACAACAAAAUUGAUUCUGUAUUUUAUGAAUCUCUCUUGAGCUCUCCAAACUAAAUGGCUUUAUGUUGUAACUAUUUGUUAGGGUUUCAUAGUUGAAUGAGGAGAUAUACAUUCCAAAUGAAAUGUAUAACACACUAGCACUGAAUGUGUCAAGGAUAUACCAGGAAAUUAACUCUCUUUUUCUUUUCUUCAUAAAUGCUUUAUGUUUGAGAUAAAAAGGCUAUAUAUAAAUUAUUUGUUAAUGUAUAAGGUCAGGGUACAACUUUUGUUACAGGACUGUUGCGUAUCAGUCUCCUUCUGACUAUCACGAUGGAGACAUUGUGUGCACGUCAGCUUUUUACCAUUUAUGACAGAAAAUGUUGUGUAGAAGAAAAUUCCUUAAUUUAAUAUUUCCUUAAUGUAUCUUUCCACUGACUUUACCAUCUGUGAGUUUGUCUGUGUGGUUUCUGUGUCAGGCAGAUGUGAUGUACCAAUUGGUUCAUAUCUUACACAAAUCCUACAAAUAAAGUCAUUAAUUUUAA
Molecule: messenger RNA, 5321 nt
Organism: Ylistrum balloti
Lineage: Eukaryota; Metazoa; Mollusca; Bivalvia; Pectinida; Pectinidae
Product: phosphatidylinositol 3-kinase regulatory subunit alpha-like
Exons: 18
Coding region: 136-2958 (940 amino acids)
Biological process (GO): phosphatidylinositol phosphate biosynthetic process; insulin receptor signaling pathway
Cellular component (GO): phosphatidylinositol 3-kinase complex
Molecular function (GO): 1-phosphatidylinositol-3-kinase regulator activity; protein binding
Source: RefSeq, a predicted model, not a curated record